Molecule: messenger RNA, 1806 nt
Organism: Oikopleura dioica
Lineage: Eukaryota; Metazoa; Chordata; Appendicularia; Copelata; Oikopleuridae
Source: the annotation of a GenBank genome assembly
AUGGAGGUACAAUAUGUCUACACGAAAAAGAGGUCUGAGUUCGGAAGACAUGCGAACUUCUCUGAUAGACCAGCUGAAUCUCAUGUUGAUAUUGCUCCAGAUCCGGAGGUCCGAAAGAAUUUCCUUCACAGAGACCCUUGCCAUGCGGAAGUACAGGCAUCGUACCCAAUGUCCGAACAUUACAUCAACACAGAAGUAACUCAGACAGUUUCAACCGCGUCAAAUCACGUUGAAGGCGGCUGGCCAAAAGACGUCAAUCCAAACGAAAUGGAACAAGUCGCCAGAUAUCGAAAGAAAGUCGAAAAGGAUGAGGCGUAUAUCCAGACGAUUUUGAAGCUCGCCGCCAUAGCUGAAGACGUGAUUAGGUCAAAUAAUGCGAUUGAUAUUUAUGAGGACUACUCGUUUGAAGAAGAGGAUGACACGGAUUAUGAUGCGACCCCGCGUGCUAGAACGGUCAACGUAUUUCGCGAUCCUUGCGAAAAGAAGCGAUCUGCUGUUCACAUGUCCUGGCACCCCGACGGGGCAGAACGGCUCGUCGCUGCGUAUUCCGACAUUAGCUUUCAACAAGGCGACAGUGGCUUUUCAUAUGAUUCGUAUGUUUGGAACUCUAUCAAUCCUAACAAGCCCGAGAUGAUUCUCCGGCCACCGGCUCCUUCUGUUUGCGUUGAGUACAAUCCGAAAGAUGCGCACGAGAUUCUCUCUGGUUUGAAAUCGGGACAAGUCUGCAUCUGGGACACGCGAAGAGGAGGUGUUCCAGUGAUGGCUUCUAAUAGAGAUGUCUCGCAUCGAGAUCCCGUCCAUUCCGCUCUUUGGAUGCAAUCUAAGACUGGGAAGGACUUUUUCUCUGGCUCAACUGAUGGUUUGAUCAAAUGGUGGGACGCUAGAAAGCUCGAUCAGCCGCUUGAGGAGCUCAUUUUGGAUGUGACGAAGAAUAUGGACAUUUCUAAGGCGCUUGGUUGCGUUAGCCUUGAGUUCGAGAACACGAUGCCAACAAAAUUCAUGGUCGGAACUGAGCACGGUCGAAUUAUCUCCUGUAACCGAAAGGCGAAAACUCAACAAGACAAGAUCGCUGCGGUAUUCUCAGGCCACAUCGGCCCCGUUUAUUCCCUCCAACGAAAUCCCGUGUUCCCGAAGAUGUUCCUGUCAGUCGGCGACUGGUCAGCAAAGAUCUUCAGCGAAGACAUUCGAGACGCUGCUAUUUACAGUACUCCAUCGCAGCAGUACAACUUCACAUCCUCCUGCUGGUCCCCAACUCGUCCAGCCGUUUUCUACACAUCUGAUCUUUAUGGACACGUGGAUGUUUGGGAUCUCAUGUCUGGACACUUCAGCCCCUCUCUCCGAGUCAAAGUCAGCAAUACAGCCAUCAGAAAUAUCUCCGCGCAUUCUAGCGGAUCCCUCCUCGCAUGUGGCGCCGAUAAUGGCGAUCUGAUUGUGCUGCGUGUUUCUGAAGGUCUCUCAACGAAACAAAAACUAGAGAGAGAGACUUGCUCGGCUCUCUUUGAGCGAGAAAACAAACGAGAGAAGAUCUUGGACUCCAGACAGCGAGAACUGCGACUGAAAGAGAGGCAACGAUCCGGCCAAGUUCGCGACGAAGGAGAGACUAAAGAAGAGGAUGAAGAUGGGGAUAUCAACGCAAACGUUAUGGAGGACUUUGAGCGUCAUCUGAACCAAGAAAAGAAGAAGCUCUCGCCCCUCGAGCAAUCGCUAAUGCUUAAUCAAACAGAGUCUGCUAGUCACGAAGCCGCCGCACAAGAGAUUGAGACAGAUGAAAAUGACGCGAACGCUGCAGCUCCUACUGAAGCUUGA